Molecule: messenger RNA, 1637 nt
Organism: Paramecium sonneborni
Lineage: Eukaryota; Ciliophora; Oligohymenophorea; Peniculida; Parameciidae
Source: the annotation of a GenBank genome assembly
AUGAAAAAAAUACAUAGUUGUUAAUUACAGACCUUAGGGUUUGUAAAAAACUAUUAAUCUGAGUGGAAUUCAAAUAAUAUCAUUAACCAUACCCUCUAUCAUAAAUAUGCAUCUUCACAAAACUACUAUUAUACUAGAGAAAUUAACGAGAUUUUAAGUAAGCAACGAACUUCAUCUGUAAUUUUGUUUUAAGUAUCAAAGCGAUCUAAUAAUAGGAUUAUCUACAUUACGAUGAUGAAGAUGAAUACCUUAAAAGAUUUUAUAUUUAUGAAGUGUAUGAUAAUAAAAUGAGAUUACUUAAGGAGUUUUAUAAAUUUCAUAAGGAUCUUCCGAGAUUUUCAUUAUCUAAAUAAAUACUCUAAACUCUAAAUUAUUAUUAUGAUAAGCGUAGAAAAUUAGAUUAUUAUAGAAUCUAGAAAUAAAUAGAGUUUGAAAAUAAAUAAAAUCCUUAAUUACCCUAAAAAGGAAUAGUUGGUGAUAAGCCAAUAGAAACUCAAAGUACACCUAGAUCAGAUAGUAGUAGUUCAACCUCAAAUGUGAAUACAAAUGUUGAGAAUAUAUUGAAGGACAUUACAAGGUAGGAAUCAAAAUAAUAAAUUGAGAUCAGCAAAAUAACUUAAAUCUAAGAAGAAUAGCAAAGUGAGAUUAUUAAAAUAAUCAAUAUGAUUAGCACACCUUAAAUUAAAAAUUAUUAGGUUUUUAAGAAAUCAAAAGCCAAUUUCAAAAAGCAGUUAAAGCUAGAUGAAUUAGGUCUAUCAUUAUCAUCAAGAAUCUAAUAGAAUCCUUAAGAAGCUAAAAUGCCUUUAUCAGCUAGAUAUCCUUCUUAUUCAUUAAGUAGAGUUAAUCAUAAACAUUCAUCACUAUCAAAGGAAAAAACAAUCGAUACUCAUUUAGUAAAAGACAAUUUAUUGCAAUUAAUAAAUAAAUGUUCAACAACAAAAAAAAUUAAGGUAGAAAAUAAAAGUAAUUCACGAAAUAUACCAUAUGAUUAAAAAAAAUUAAUACCUGAAAUUAAAUAAUUAGAAUUAAAAAUAAUCAAGUCUCUCUAAGAAAUUGAGAAGAAUAAAAAUACUUAAAAAAUUGUUUCUUUAGAUAGCAAAGCUUUACAUUAAAUUUUAAGUAAAUUUAAUUAGCCUCUAUCUUAAAGGCAUAUAUAAUAAGUUGAUUCCUUCAAAAGUACUUCUAAUUAAUCUAUUAAAAUAACUAAUAGUAAAAUUGCUAUUUAAAAAGCUUACACUCCAAGAAAUAAGUUUCUGGGUUCUAAACCUAAUGAAACAAAUUCUUAACAUAAUAAAAAAUCAUUGGAAAAAUAGUAAUAAUUAGUUAAAGCACUUGAUCUAAAAAAGUUAAUGAUUUAUAAAUCAGAAAAAUCUGCUAAAACUGAAAGAGUAAAAAAGAAUGUUCCAGCUUUGAAUUUGAAUGCAAUUUAGAUUAAUAAUUAAUCUUCUCUUACUUCGAGAAAUUAAAGUGGAAAUCCAAGUUUUAUUUAAUUAUUAACUCCAAAACCAUAAACCAGUAGAUACAAGGUUAAUAAUUUAAUUCAUUGGUAAGUUAAGGCUAUUUAAGCAGCUUAAAGAGAUUAUAAAUUAUAAUUAAAACCUUAACCUUAAUAAAUGAAAAUAGAACAAUUAAUUUGA